Penaeus vannamei (Pacific white shrimp) is the source of this 3090-nucleotide messenger RNA. The record is from RefSeq and is a predicted model, not a curated record. NCBI's taxonomy places the organism in Eukaryota, Metazoa, Arthropoda, Malacostraca, Decapoda, Penaeidae.
AUGGUAGAUAAAGAGGUUUGGUUGUCGUGGCAGACACUAGGGGAUAUUUCCACUAUGGUAGACGUUUGGAGUGUUGUUGGGAAAGCUGGAGAGACACUUGAAAUGGUGUUCAUGGCGAUAAUUGUUCGUUAUGGCAAAGCUAUAGAAGUACUGAUUGUGGUUCUAAGGAUUGGCAAACACAGGGGUUGUUGCUCAUGGCUUGGAGUGGUCGUGUUAUGGGGAGGAUCUAUGGACCAUAAUUUUGUCCGGUGGCAUGUACCUUUCCCCACUACCUCGGUUCCUGCCGGUAUUCUUCGGUUAAUGGGAUCACUUUGCAGUUACCCCUUUCAACGUUCUGAUCUCGACGGUGUAUAUCCAUUAGAAGGAAACACAUCAAGAGAUCGGAAUUUCUCAGUUAGCCUAAUGCCCCGCGCUAUGGCCCCAAGAACACUACAGUAUAUGGCCAGCAAUGCAAUGGCCAAGCUCAACUCCCGUCGUAGAAUCCCGUGUUCUUUGCGGGAGCUUCUUUCCGCGCUCUGGCUCCUGACGCCUUCCUUUCACCCCCAAACCUCCUUGCAGAUGCGCGCGUUGGUGCUGGCGGUGCUGGUGGCGGCGGCGGCGGCGUACGGCCCGCCCUCCAACAACAACAACAACAACAACCCCUUCACGAGGAACAACUGCGGCUCCGGCGGGUGCGGGCAGGUCGCCUCCAGCGGCUGCUCGAGCGGCUGCUCCGGCGGCCAGCGCUUCACCAAGCAGACGUUCAGCUGCGGCGGGAGCGGCUGCGGCGGGUGCUCGGGCAGCGGCUGCGUCCAGCCGCCCCUGAGCGUGUCGGGCCAGUACUGGUGGGAGGGAGACGACUCGCCCUUCAAGGUGCCGCCCGGACACCGCGUGACUAACGUGGACUCUUCGUGCGGAGGCGCCGGCUGCACCGCCUCCGUCACCACCUGCGGGGGCUCCGGCUGCCCUCCGGCCCACUCCCAGCGGCCACAGAACCCGCAGCCGCAGCGGCCCUCGUUCAACCCGGCCCCGCCCGCCCCGCAGCCCCCGCGCACGCCGCGGCCCGUGAGCGCCACCAACCUGGUGAUGCCGCCCAUGGGCAUCUGCCCCGCCAGCUUCGUCUGCGUGCACUGGCAGCUGUGCCGCGACGGCUUCGUCAUCACGGACGGCACCGGAGCCAUCAACAAGCAGAUCAAGGAGAUCCCGGCGCAGGUAUCGUCGAGGUACCGCAGCUGCGGGCACGAACAUGGUGUGCUGCGGCGUCCCUCGUUUGGGGCCUCCUCCGGCGCAGAGCCCCACUCGCGCCCCCGUCCCGCCCCGCCGAGCUUCCAGCCCCCCGCCCCCAGGCCCCCCCCAGCCCCAGCAGCAGCCCCCCCCCAGCCCCCCGCCCCCCAGGCCCCCCCCAGCUUCCAGCAGCCGCCCGCCCCCAUCCCGACGCGGCGCCCCCAAGCGCCCGUGCCGUCGUCGGGAGGGUACGCGAGCCCCACCGUGCCCCAGAACCCCCUGAGGCCGGCGCCGCAGCCGCCCGCACGCCCUCCGAGGCCCAACGCCAACAACGGCUUCAACUCGCAGCCCACCGUCGUCAACCAGGCCGGCCCCGUCCCGCCCGCGCAGACCAGCAACGCCCGCCCCCGCCCGCAGCCGCCCCGCCAGCGCCCACCGCAGCCCAACGUGCCCAUCAGCAACCCCAUCGGCCUGGUGUCUCCGCCCAGCCCUCAGCCCAUGGGCAUGAUGGGAGGCAUGAUGGGCGGCAUGAUGCCCAUGGUGGGCGGCACGUGCAGCGCCGGCACCUACUGCGUCGCCCCCAACCAGUGCAACCCCUACACGGCUUCAUUCAUCACGGACCCCACGCAGCUGAUGGCGGUGUGGCCGGACGCGCCACGGUGCCGCUCCUGCCCUGCUUCGUGCCCGGCGCUGGACAAAUCCAAGAUGGCGUCUGUUGUCAACAAGCCCACCCUCGCGCCGGUGGUCUAGAUUAAGCCCCGCCCUCUGUCCUGUUACCACUCCCCCUGUCCAGCUGCCACGCCCUCGAACGCCCAAGAAGGAUAUGCGAUUAUUCCUAAUGUUUUAGUUAUCUGUGUUUUGUGACUUUUUUUUGUGUUUUUAUUUAUUAAAUUUGGUUUGUUCCCUCUCCGAUAUUUUGCGUGGCAAGAAUUGCAAUAGAAGAGAAAAAUUGACAGAUUUCUUUUCUUUUUUCUUUUUUACUCAUUCUGGUUCGUACUUUUUUUUAAUUCUUGUAUUAAUUUUUUAUAUAUUUUUUUUUCAUCUUACAUAUGUGGCAUUUUUAUCAAUAAUUUGAUUUAAUUUAUGAAUAGAAGAAAAUAUAUACACCAAACGUUCAUUUGACUAGAAAUCAAGAGAAAGUGAUAGAAAAUAAUAAGAAAUUUACUGAUAAGCAUAAAUAACAUGUGAUUGGAAAUUGAAUAAUUCUCGAUCAAAUGAAUAAUCAAUAAGAUGUAAAUUGACAAAUAUAUAAGUAAAAAAAUCAAAUACGAUAUGAAAUAGUUAUAUAUUAUCUUCAAAAAAAUUAUUUAACUUUUUUUAUGUCUUCAGAAUAAUGUUGUGUAUUUUUCCUUCUGAUAGAACUUAAUAAACGACAAUAAAUUCGGGCAUUUUAGUCUUGUAGAUUUAGGAGAAAAAAAAAUUAUAGUCUCUUAGUGGAAAACUUUUCAUUAUAUUUUUCUCUGCGUUUCCUUUAUAAAUUUACAGACCUUCGGGGGAAAAUAUUUUUCUCAUAGAUAUCUCUCCCUAAAAAUAUAUAUAAUUUCAUAAGAGGGGUCAAGUCUAGGUAUAAAAAAAAAAUAUCUUUUAGAUUUAGACAGAAAGAAUUUGUUUCAAAAUCAACGUUGAUUGCAGAUAUUUUUUUUCGAGAAUCUGUUAGUCUUAAGGAAUACGAUUGUGUAUGUAUAUAUAAUCUUAAACUAUAUAGAAUCUAUUUUAUUACUAUCAAAUUUUGAAGCAUUGGUCAAGGAUAUAUUACCCGCUUUUCAAUGUUAUUAUCAAAACAUCCUCAGUUUCAACAAUUUUUUUUCCCGCGAAAUAAAACUCUAUUCCACCAUAUUAUUUAUGAUUAUUUUUCUUCAGGUGAACAAAUAAACAGUCUGUAUGGUU